Molecule: messenger RNA, 763 nt
Organism: Striga asiatica
Lineage: Eukaryota; Viridiplantae; Streptophyta; Magnoliopsida; Lamiales; Orobanchaceae
Source: the annotation of a GenBank genome assembly
AAAAAAAAAAAAAAAAAAAGUACUAUUGUAUUGUUAAGAAUAUCUAUCAUGUCUUCGACGGAAGUUUCGGGCUCUCGGGUGACGGAGAAGGCGGCGGCUCCGCUGCUAGCGCCGCCACGUAACGGCGGCUCCGCCGUGGGAGAUUUGAUAUUGAGGUUUUUGCUGUUUGCUUCAUGCGUUGUGGCUGUUUUGGUUAUGGUUACUGGCAAUCAAUCGCAACUUAUCCCCAUCACUUUUCCUCCUUUCUUGGUGUCGCGAGAUGCAAAAUUCAAUCACUCACCAGCUUUUAUAUACUUUGUGGCAGCAUUCUCAGUUGUCGGUAUAUAUGCAGCCAUAACCGCCAUUCUGUCCUUUUUCGCCCUUCUCAAGCCUGGCUUUUAUAUUAAAGCAGUAUCUCAUUUUGUCAUCUUUGAUGUGCUAUUAUUGGGAAUAGUGGCAUCGGCAACAGGAGCAGCAGGUGCAGUUGGGUACGUCGGAUUGAAGGGAAACUCUAACGUUCAAUGGCGAAAAAUUUGUGACUUAUACGAUGGCUUUUGUAAGCACAUUGGCGCCUCUUUAGCCGUUUCAUUGUUCGGUUCUGUCGUGCUCACUUUGCUCAUUAUAAUCUCGGUUCGAGCCCUGUCCAAGAGGAUUCCCAAAUAAACCCACAGCCUAUAAUAAAUAAUUAUGUGCUUUUUCUUAAGGAUUUAUUUUGGUUAUCAGUUGAUAAAACUGUUUCAGUUUGCGUUGUAUAUUAAUUUUACUAUAAUAAAUAAUUAUGUGC